AUGGACCUCACAAGCCAUCUUGUAGCCGACGGUGGCGAUGCAUCCAUUGAUCACCAUCCUACUCUACGGUCCCUUACAUUCCAACUGCAAAUACCCGAAGGCGAGGCCGAAGGCCAACAGUGGAGUCACAAACUGUACCGCAGAAAUCAUGGUCAAGCCGUCGAAGUGGUGUAUAGCACGACACUGAACGAUUCGGAGCAACUCGCCCAGCUAUUUAUCGGAGAAGAAGUCCUGGGGUUUGACAUGGGGUGGGUAUACAAGCCAAUGGAACCGAAAUGGCAAGCCACCCGUCUUCAGGAGAAAGUGUCUGUCAUCCAAUUGGCGGCUGAAGAUAAGAUUGGGAUUUUCGAUGUCGCACGCCAUGUCGGAAAAACUACCCAGCAACUGAUCGCCCCGACACUUCAGAAGAUCAUUGAGGAUCCCGGGAUCGUCAAGACGGGCGUCAACAUCCUGAAUGCGGACUUUGCGCGUCUAGAAAAGCAUUUUGACCUCAAGCCUCAAGGUGAUAUGGAACUCAGUCACCUUCACAUGCUGGUAACUUACAGACCGGAUAAACCCCACAGGCUAUACACCAGCCUUGUACGAUAG
Anthostomella pinea is the source of this 588-nucleotide messenger RNA. Lineage: Eukaryota; Fungi; Ascomycota; Sordariomycetes; Xylariales; Xylariaceae. The record is from the annotation of a GenBank genome assembly.